AUGCCAAAAAAGAGCAACACCAGUAAACAAGAACCAAAAGAAAAAGUGGAAGCACCAGUCACCCCACCUGCACCAGUUAAGUCUGUUGAAGCCGACGAACCCAAAGAGAAAUGUAAACCAGAAGAACCUCACACUGAAAAGUGUUGUCGUAAACGCCAAAUGCCGGACCCCACAUCGAAACGCUCCAAAAAGCGUCGUAUGCAAGAGAUGAAAGCAAAGCAACCAUCCAUCUGUCUUGAAUUCUUCCGCAGUGGAAAGUGCACCCGUGAGAAUUGUAAGUACUCUCACGACAUUCAAAAAUUCUUGAAUGAACGCACCGACGCUUUAGACACCGUCUGCCCACUUUACGACUACUUUGGAAAGUGUCAGAGUGGCUUAACAUGUCAAUGGUAUAAGUCGCACACUACUGAAGACUUCAAACAGAUGACGAAGGAAAAGAAGAUGAAAGUCCACCCCAUCUUACCAGAACUUAACAAACAAGACCCACCUAACAUUCACCUCUUACGUAAAGGAGAAUACCUUUUCGACAUCCCAACAACCUUCGAAACUCCUUCCAAAAAGCUUAUGACUAUGGAUAACAAACUCAUUCUGCCAUCGCUGUGUACCUUCGGCAAUUUGCCUUUCAGAAAGACGGCAAAGCGAUAUGGGUGCGACGUCACCAUGUCUGAGAUGGUGAUGGCAAACGCCCUUGUCGAAGGGAAUAAGAGUGAUUGGGCUCUUAUUCGAAAAGACCCGUUGGAGGACAAUUUUGGUAUUCAGUUGUGUGUUGGCAACCCCGUUGAAUGCGCGAAGGCGAUUAGUUUAUUGAAUGGAUUUGACUGUAACUUCUAUGAGCUCAAUUGUGCGUGUCCCAUUGAUUUAGUUUGCGACACUGGGAUGGGUGCACGACUGUUGGAGCGACCAAAGAAGAUAGCGGGUUUGUUAGCGGCAGCUCGAGGGGUCACGGAGCGUCCCGUUGCACUAAAAGUUCGCACUGGGUGUGAUGAGAUAACUAUAGCCAAGAAUUUAGUGCCAUUUGUCGAAGACUAUGGAUGUGGGAUGUUAUCGAUUCAUGGGAGAACUCGAAAGCAAAGAUACACUAAGAGUGCGGAUUGGGAUUAUAUUCAGACGUGUUGUGGAUUGACUCAAUGCCCUGUUGUUGGUGUUGGUGAUAUUUAUACGUAUGACGAUUAUACAAAAGCUAUGAGCACUGGAGUGAAGUCUGUUGCUAUAGGAAGAGGUGCUUUAAUGAAGCCAUGGAUCUUCACUGAAAUUAAAGAGAAGAGGAAUUGGGAUAUCACUUCAAGCGAGAGAAUCGAAAUGCUCAAACAAUUUGCUAUUGACGGACUGAACCACUGGGGAAGCGAUUCUAAAGGUGUCGGAACGACUCGAGAAUUCAUGUGUCAUCACCUCACUUUCAUGUCAAGAUAUGUCCCAGUCCACUGCUUGGUCGAUAAACAAAAGGAGAUCUCAAUCCAUUCAAAGUUCGAAGAAGGAAUGCAAUACAAAGAUGAGAUGGAGGAAUUACUCGCUUCCGACAAGAUUGAAAACUUGGUAAAAAUCACUGAAAUGUUCUUGGGACCAGCACCAAAGGAUUAUGUCUUUGUACCAAAGCACAACAGCUAUGCGAAGAAUUGA
Molecule: messenger RNA, 1617 nt
Organism: Entamoeba invadens IP1
Lineage: Eukaryota; Evosea; Mastigamoebida; Endamoebidae
Product: tRNA-dihydrouridine synthase, putative
Exons: 1
Coding region: 1-1617 (538 amino acids)
Molecular function (GO): metal ion binding; RNA binding; tRNA dihydrouridine synthase activity
Source: RefSeq, a predicted model, not a curated record